Messenger RNA from Ilyonectria robusta, 366 nucleotides. RefSeq names its product ethanolamine utilization protein. The transcript is spliced from 3 exons. The record is from RefSeq and is a predicted model, not a curated record. The coding region runs from base 1 to 366 and encodes 121 amino acids. Lineage: Eukaryota; Fungi; Ascomycota; Sordariomycetes; Hypocreales; Nectriaceae.
AUGGUUUUUGAGUGGAAAGACGAGGGCAAGCUUCACCGUGUUCCCAAGCUGGAGCCCGGCCCUCCUAAUGUUUACUUUGGCGAUAUGUUCUGUACUCCUGACAAGGACGCCCCCAACCCUUUGACCGGAUCUUUCUUUCUCCUCGAAAAGAUCGAUACUCUGGAGCCUGCCCCCAAGUACGACUACGAUGAGAGUGGUGUCGUCCUGAAGGGCGAGCUUCACAUUGAGGACGAGGCCGGUAACACUGCCAAGUUGUUGCCUGGUGACACCUUCUUCGUUCACCGUGGUAGCACCAUCACUUUCUCUACCCCUCGAUACGCUGUUGCUUACAAGGUUGCGGCUCGUCACGGACACUUGAAGCUGUAA